This is a messenger RNA of Raphanus sativus (radish), 885 nucleotides long. RefSeq lists its product as uncharacterized. The record is from RefSeq and is a predicted model, not a curated record. The transcript has 7 exons. Bases 1 to 885 code for a protein of 294 amino acids. NCBI's taxonomy places the organism in Eukaryota, Viridiplantae, Streptophyta, Magnoliopsida, Brassicales, Brassicaceae.
AUGGCAUUGUUUAAUCCCGUUGCCGACCUAAAGCCAUUUAAGACCAUGUGGAGAGUAAGGGUGAGUAUUGUCCGCUUAUGGAAACAAUACUCUGUUGCCGGAGGCCUCACCAUUGAAAUGGUGGUUAUUGACCCCAAUGGGGAUAAGAUUCAUGCAAGUGUGAAGAAGGAGUUGGUCAACCAGUUCGAUCAGUUGCUUGAACAAGGGAGAACAAUCACUUUAACCAAUUUCUCCGUCAAUCAUUCUGUGGAUUUGCCUGGACGUUUGAAUGGAUUCACACCUGUUGGUUUCCGUCAAGUUCUCGAUGGAAGUCUCAACCCUGACUUCCUGAUUGACCUGAUCGGACAUGUUGUUGAAGUAAGUCAUGUUGAGAUGAUUUCUGUAAAUGGAAAAGAUACUAUCAUCAAGCGGUAUAAGUUGCACUUGGUUGUAUUUGACAAUACUGGAACUUCGAAGUUUAUCUUAUUUGACCAUCUUGCUCGGAAGUUACUUAAUCAACCUUGCAUAGAGCUGACAGGUCCCCUUGCCGAGAAGGACCCGUAUUUGCUGCCUUUGGCUCUCUUAAACCUAAUUGGUAAGACAUAUUUGUUCAAGAUUGAAAUUUUAAGAGAAAAUUUCAUUUACAAGCAUGACACCUUCAAAGUCAACAAGAUAAUGACGGAUCUUGAUGUCAUCUCUGAGUUUGUCUCACCAAAUCCCCUAAAGGGAUCCUUAAUGCUAAUGAGCGAAGGUUCGUCGCAGCAACGUGAUCCAAGUGAUCUAACCCCAGCUAAACGUAGAGGAGGACCUGAUGUGAAUUUGGAUGAAGAACCCUAUUUGAACUCUGUUACGAAAUCAGGCAUCACUACUCGGAUCAAGAAGGAAAAGCAUGACAAAAGUGGCUAG